Ixodes scapularis (black-legged tick) is the source of this 1317-nucleotide messenger RNA. RefSeq names its product intracellular coagulation inhibitor 1-like. The coding region runs from base 1 to 1317 and encodes 438 amino acids. The record is from RefSeq and is a predicted model, not a curated record. Gene Ontology annotation, molecular function: serine-type endopeptidase inhibitor activity. Lineage: Eukaryota; Metazoa; Arthropoda; Arachnida; Ixodida; Ixodidae. The transcript is spliced from 2 exons.
AUGCCAUCACCGGCAGCUUUGCCAUGUCCUGAAAUCUACCACUCAAACGAAAAUCCAUCAGAUGAGGCGCUGCCAACUUUCGAGCCCGAAUGCACACCUCGGAAAAGACGAAAAAUCAUGGCGGACCUCAAUGUGACUACCAGUAAUCAAGCUGCAACAAGGCGUCAGGUCAAUCCUAUGACAGAUAAAAAGACGGGUCCAUCGGACCCCGAAAUGCAUGAACUCGACCUAAAAUCAUCAGGAGGCACCAAAGCCCUCGCUCGUGUCGCCCUCGAAUCUGGUGUCGAUCGCAGACGACCCUACAAUCUCUCCAGUGAGUUCAAGAACUUGACCAACAUCGUAGGUCUCAAGCUCUUUUCCAUGUUUAGCAAGGAGCAAAACGUCUGUUUGUCUCCCUAUGGGUUGUCUUUCUUAGUUGCUGUCCUGGACCCUGCUUCCACCAAGACAGAGGGUGCUCUCAAAGAAGUUCUGAGGUACGGCGGAUUGGCUUCUAGAACGAAGACGCCAUUGGCUCAAUCCUGUAUCGAGGUCGUGUCCACGUUAAGGCGACGGGUUUGUGCUACGGACGACGUUAACGUCAAAACGGGCGUCUACCUCCGCAACUCGGGUCCUGCGGCUGCCGGAAGGACGUUUUCGAAGAACAUCACUCGCCACGUGCUUAGUGCGGAGUUUAAAAUCGCCUUCCAGGGUUGCUCACGCAGUGCAUGGUGCGACGUGCUCUUCAACACAGCUCGCUUCGCAAAUUCGUGGAGCUGUCCGUUCAGCAAGCAGUCCACUUAUUCUGGUACGUUCUUCAACAAUUGGACAGACAAGGUACCCGUGCAAAUGAUGCGGAGGACGGCUGUCCUUCCGUACGCUUUUAUCGGAGCCUCGAACACCGACAUCGUUGUCUUACCCUUCGACGACGGUGCCCUUUCUAUGGUCGUGUUCUCCCAGAGGACGCCAUCGAAUCCCUUCUUAUUAACGCCCGAAACUCUGUCCACUCUGUCCCGAAGUUUGAGAAACGCUCUGGUAACCGUGCACUUGCCCAAGUUCGAGCUGUCGAGCUCCCUAGACCUCACGACCCGGAUGAACGAAGUGUUUUCGCAGUGCAACGAAACGAGCAGGGUAGAGUUCAGCCACGUGCACCAGAGCGCGUGCAUCGCCGUGUCCGAGGGCGAAGAACCGCGCUUGUCGGUCGACCACAGCUUCCGCCACUCGGACAAGUCGGUGACGGUCACGUUCGACCGGCCCUUCAGCAUCGUCGUGUGUGAGCGUGACUCGGGACUCGUGCUGUACCUAGGCAAGGUGGCUUCACUUAACGCCACUGUAACGUAG